AUGGAAGAGGCCACUCACUUGAUCGUCGACGAGGAGGCGUACGUAGACCCGGAUGACGUGACCGAUCCCGAUGAGCUCCAGGCCGAGGAUACUUGGAUCCUCGAGAAGUUUGCAGCUGUUCAGCAACGCGUGAAGCGUGCACAGACGCGGCAGGUCAUGCCGAUUUCAGAGGAUCCAGACGGGACACGCCAUGUAGAGUACACCUGCGUGCGAUACGUCUACA
Symbiodinium pilosum is the source of this 223-nucleotide messenger RNA. NCBI's taxonomy places the organism in Eukaryota, Dinophyceae, Suessiales, Symbiodiniaceae. The record is from the annotation of a GenBank genome assembly.